AUGGAGAACAAAGGCAUGUACCUCCACACCUUCAACGAGAGGGAGAACGGCUCCAUCUUCGAGGAGCCCUUUGAGGGAAGGAGCCUUUCCAAACUGAACCUCUGUGAGGAUGGUCCUGGGAGAAGGAUGAAGACAGCAGGACGCUGUGGCAGGCUGGGCUCCUUGGCAGCACUGAAGUAUGCUGUGGUGGGACUCUACCUCCUCGUCUUCCUCAUCCUUGUUGGAGUCUUCAUCCUUGCAGUCUCCAGGCCACAGACAUCCCCCGAGGACCUGAAGGUGCUGCUGGGGAACGUCAACCACCUCAACGAGAGCUUUCGGGACAUGCAGCUGAGGCUGCUGCACCUACCUCUGAAGGGGGAUGUGCUGGAUCACAUCUGGAGGCUCCAGGACCUCCUGCAGAACCACUCGGACUCCUUGUUCCUCAUGACAGGGUCACUGCAGAAACUGGAAGGGCUUCUCUGGAGCCUGCAGACCCAGGCCAGCCAAACUGACAAGGCAGUGUCCAACCUGUGGGACAGCUUGACCCAGCAGAGCGACACAGCCCAGCAGGAGAUGUACAAGCUCUGGGUGGAAGGCAAUAGCAGCAGGCUGCUGCUGCAGCACCACGACCACCUCCUGAGCCACCUGGGCAGCAGAGUGGAGAGCCUGAGCGAGCAGGUGACAGCCGUGAGCGGGGCCGUGGACACCGUGAACAGAACCUUCUCCUACGACGUGAACAUCCACCACACCCGCAUCCAGGACCUGCAGGUGCUGAUCAGCAAUGCCACGGAGGACGCCCGGCAGAUGCGGCUCCUCCACAUCGCCAUGGAGGAGCAGCUGAAGCACGAGCUGGCCAUCCUCGGCAACGUGACCGAGGACCUGCGGCUGAAGGACUGGGAACACUCCCUGGUGCUGAAGAACAUCUCCGUGAUACGGGGGCCACCUGGACCCAAAGGAGACCAAGGAAAUGAAGGGAUGGAAGGGGAACCUGGUCUUCCUGGCCUGCCUGGGCUUCAAGGGCUGCCUGGGGAGAGAGGACCACCAGGACCACGUGGCUUGAAAGGAGACCAAGGAGACCUUGGUCCCCGAGGUCCAGUGGGGUUGCGGGGGUACAAAGGUGAACGAGGCCCGAAAGGAGAGAAAGGGGACCGAGGCGGUGGCACAGGCACAGGGAGGAUCUGGAUGGACGACGUCUCCUGCAAGGGGACAGAGGAAAGUCUUCUGCACUGCAGCUUCUCCAGCUGGGGCAAGACCAACUGUGGCCAUGCCGAGGAUGCUGGUGUGAAAUGCCUGACACCAUGA
Molecule: messenger RNA, 1281 nt
Organism: Chaetura pelagica (chimney swift)
Lineage: Eukaryota; Metazoa; Chordata; Aves; Apodiformes; Apodidae
Gene: SCARA5
Product: scavenger receptor class A, member 5
Exons: 7
Coding region: 1-1281 (426 amino acids)
Cellular component (GO): membrane
Source: RefSeq, a predicted model, not a curated record